Molecule: messenger RNA, 2199 nt
Organism: Umbelopsis ramanniana AG
Lineage: Eukaryota; Fungi; Mucoromycota; Umbelopsidomycetes; Umbelopsidales; Umbelopsidaceae
Exons: 6
Coding region: 105-2090 (661 amino acids)
Biological process (GO): proteolysis
Molecular function (GO): serine-type endopeptidase activity; protein binding
Source: RefSeq, a predicted model, not a curated record
UAAACACAGACCUACAUUACUUCUUUGCAAGGCCUACGCGGCACAAAUAAAAUACAAUUUGCUCUGGUUUUUACUCCGCUGCUUAUCCCGUACACUCCCCCUUCAUGGUUCAAACAAAGCCAUUCGGUUCAUGGACUUCGCCCAUCACUGCUGAAUCUCUCGGCAAAGAAUCUGGUCCACGACAUGAUUUCAAUGUCGUUGUCGAUCCCGCCACAAACAAUGUCUACUGGACCGGUUCUUCUGGCGAGGCUAGCGGUAGAGUAACAAUUUUCUCACGCAAAAUCGAUGGUUCUGACGAAACAAAGGUAGCCAUACCAGACGGUUUUAACUGUCGUACUCGGGCUCAUGAAUAUGGUGGCGGAGCAUUCACUGUAUACAAGAAUGUCUUGUAUUUUUCGAACAUUAUGGACGAUCGUUUGUAUAAAUUGGACCUGAACACUGGUCGGGUCGUACCUGUUGUUCCAGAAAACCCUUAUUAUCGCUAUGCUGAUAUGGUCAUCGAUCAAGAAGAGCGCUUUCUUAUUUGCGUUCGCGAAGAGCAUUUCGAAAAUGAAACACCAAAGGACGUUGUCAACACCAUUGUAGCAAUUGACCUCCUUGGUGAUAAUGUUGAUCUGGCUGUUAAAGUCAUCGCCCAGGGAAAUGAUUUCUAUAUUAGUCCACGUCUUAACCCGGACAGUACCAAACUGGCAUAUGUUACAUGGAAUCAUCCAAACAUGCCUUGGGAUUUCACCAAAUUGCACAUUGCCAGCGUAUCUGUUUCAAAUGGUGUCCAGCUUUCUGACGACAAGUGCGUUGUGGGCGACAAGAUUGACGAGAGUAUCAUGCAACCUAGAUAUGCUAGUGACGGCACAUUAUAUGUGAUGUCCGAUCGCUCUGGAUUUUGGAAUCCUUACAAGUAUGAAAGUGGGGAUAUACAGCUUUUGUUACCCCAACAUCUCGCACAAGAAUUCGGCGGCCCGACUUGGAACUUUGGACAAACAGACUAUCGUCCUUUCCAAUCAGAUCCCACCAAACUUCUUUGCAAGAACAAGUCGUCGCUCGCAGUGUUGGAUGCAACUACCAAGACGCUGACCAAUUUGCCAACACCCUUUAGAGGAGCCGCUCAUUUAUCUACCGCCGUCCAUAACGGUGAGGACUAUGCGGUCUUCCUUGGUGUAUCGUCUAAUAAGCCUACUACCAUCGUUGCUUACAAUGUCACUGAAAAGAAAGUGACAGCCUAUCUUUCACGCUCUGUCUUGGAGCCUCUUGAUGAUGCCUACAUUUCUGUGUCUCAAGAAAUUAGUUUCCCAACAAAAUUGGGUGAGGGUUACUGCUUCUUCUAUCCCCCCAAGAAUCCUGAUUUCCAAGGCGAAGGCUUACCACCAUUGAUCGUUUUGUCUCAUGGUGGUCCCACUGGUAAUGUCGAUGGUUCUUACAAUCGCAACUUCCUGUACUGGACAUCUAGAGGUUUUGCUAUCGCUGACGUUAAUUAUGGAGGAUCCAGUGGAUAUGGCAGGGAGUACAGAAAUCGCCUUCACAAAAACUGGGGCGUCGUCGAUGUCGAUGAUUGCUGUGAUGCUGCUCUGUACUUGGCUGAGAAAGGUUAUGUCGACCGUGAGAAGCUGUCUAUCAAGGGAGCUAGUGCUGGUGGAUAUACUACUCUUGCAAGUUUGACUUUCCGCCCAGAAGUUUUCAAAGCUGGAUGCAGUCUUUAUGGUAUUUCCGACAUCACCUUGAUUGCAAAAGAAAGUCAUAAAUUUGAGUCGAGAUAUAUAGAUAACCUUAUUGGCCAAUACCCUAGGGACAUUGAGCUCUUCCGAAAACGGUCGCCCAUCCAUUAUGUCAACAACAUCUCCUGUCCCGUCAUCCUCUUCCAAGGCCAGGAUGACAAGGUUGUACCACCCUCUCAGGCUGAGGUCAUGUUGGAGGCUAUGAAUGCCAACAAGGUGCCUAACGCUUACGUCGCUUAUGAAGGCGAGAGUCAUGGUUUCCGUAAGCCCGAAAACAUCAUUCGCACACUUGAGCUUGAGCAAUGGUUUUAUGGCCAGAUUUUUGGAUUCCCCGUGGAAGGCAUCGAAGGUGUUGAAAUUUCUAAUUAUCACAAAUAAAUGUUACCCUGUUUACCAGUCAGGGUUUAGCAGAGGAGGGCGCAAGUUUUCAUUUGCACAGAUAUCUUUUGUCAACUUGUCAUUAAAAUGUUGAGUGUUUUCGGAACAA